This is a messenger RNA of Oldenlandia corymbosa var. corymbosa, 648 nucleotides long. The record is from the annotation of a GenBank genome assembly. NCBI's taxonomy places the organism in Eukaryota, Viridiplantae, Streptophyta, Magnoliopsida, Gentianales, Rubiaceae.
AUGGAAAACCAGAGCUAUGCAGAGAAAGUAUUGGAAUUGGAGGAAGAAUGUCCCAACGUGGCUGCCGAGAUGAAGAGGCAAACGAGGUUCCAUAACAAUGAAUACGAUGAGGAAGGUUGUAAAAUGUUAGGAGUACUGUAUCAGAAUAAGCCGAAGGAAAAAGACGUGAAAUUGGAAUUUCCUCACCAGACUCCUACUGCCAAGCCAUGCAUCAUUCUUGCUUGCUUUAGACAAGCCAUCAAUGAACCUAUUUUGUUCUCUUUCUCGUAUGGGAGCAUUGAGGGGAGUAUUGAAGAGGAAAGGAUUCAUGAUCGAUAUCUAGCAGUUGGGUCGGGUGAAGAUUACGCCCACAAAUGUUAUAUGGAGAAGGCAUAUAAGAAAAUCCAUCAGAUGGAUGAUGUUAAUGAGGUCUCAGAAAUUGCUAGGGAAAUAAUCUUAUACUCAAGACUCCGAGACAAGCGCACAAGCAUUAGCGUUCAUGUUCACAGUCUGACCAUAGAUGAAGAGUAUGCAGAAUUGGUUCCUCGAGGUGAGAAUAUUGACCAGUUGAUUGAGAACCAAUAUCAAAUUCUCAAGGAAAUCUAUGAAUGGGAGAAUGAAACAAUAGAGCUGGUGGUUCCUGUCAAUAUCAAGAGGAAGUUUGAUUGA